Eimeria acervulina is the source of this 2217-nucleotide messenger RNA. RefSeq lists its product as hypothetical. Bases 1 to 2217 code for a protein of 738 amino acids. The transcript has a single exon. NCBI's taxonomy places the organism in Eukaryota, Apicomplexa, Conoidasida, Eucoccidiorida, Eimeriidae. The record is from RefSeq and is a predicted model, not a curated record.
AUGUCCCUGCCCUUUAAGGAGACGCCAACGGAAACCCAUUUUUCUAGCGGCAAAUACCAAGAAAACAAUUCGAGAGGGUGCAAGGAUAGGUCUUUCAGCACGUGCCACUUGAAAAACAACGAGAUUGAGGCCAUCGGUCACACCUCAUCCCUUGCACGAGCUUGUCGCUUGGCAGGACGCGGCGCAAGACGCCGUUCCCCGGAUCAGCAGCGCGAACGCAGUUCACUCUCCUUAGAAUAUACUUCCGAUCCUGUUCCAAAGGCCUCAACGCCUCGAUGUUUUUCAGGUGCUUCUGAUGGGUCUGGAAGUGAUGACGGAGUGACCGUUUAUAUUGACGAGACAGACGACGACGAUACCAAAGACGGCCUGUUGAUAACGGAGUGCCGCAUCAGCUCCCGGAGAGCAGCUGAAAUCCGCGCCUUCAAGGCUCAGUGGGUAGAGCAGAUGCUGCAAAAAAAGAAUCAAUUUCUUAACUCCUGCCUUGCCAGAGGUGUACGAGGGGGAAAGCGCCAGGUCUCCAACAAGGAGACAAACGGACAUGAGGCGGGCACUGAUUCUGCAUCAAGCAGCGGGGUGGGGUUCCUGGAAAACAAACUGAAAGCUUUCGCUGCAUGCAUGAUGCCUGAGGCACUCGAGUGUAUCAGUUGCAACGGGAAACGCUGGGCCGAGGCCACCACCAGCGAUAGUUCGGAGUCUGACUCUGCAGAGUCCCCGAGGGCUUCUUCCCGUUGCUCUCAACGCCGGCACGAUUUUGAAACCUUACCAAGGGCUUCGCUCGCAAGAGACCAGCGUCCUCAUACUUCAGCUAAUCCGCGUGUGUCGAAGACAGCCAGGGAAACGCACGAGCAAGGGGCCCACAGGCAAGCGCACCAACAGCGUGCUGCUGACGCUGCGCUGCGGUCUUGGGGGCGCUUCCUCAAGUACAUCAGGAAGACCAGUAAAGUUUUGCCCGCAAGGCAGCGAAUUGAACAAAAGGCAGGCCUGGAAAGCGACGACGACGACGAACAGGCGCCGCUGUACAUGUGCCGCCCAGGAUCGGUGCAGAGGCCAUCACCGCUUAUCAGCCACAGCCUCACAGAGCACCUUAAGGCUUCUGGAACUAUGUUCUUCAAGCAGUUCCGGAGGCAGUGCCUAUCAGGCUCUGCUCCCCUUAAUCCUGACGCUACAGGGAUAGCUCCUACACAGCCGCAGCAGUCGAAUGCACUGCAAGAGAAUUCGGUCUCGGCAUCCCCAGAUGCUGCGCAUGCACCUCCAUCAAGCGAAGCUGCAGCUGCCGCAGUGAACGAUAACAAAAGAAAACCCCAUGCGGAGUCGGACACUGAAGAGGCAGUCCCACUGUAUGAAAUAAGUGCAGGGACAUCAGCACUUUUCGGCGAUAUGAUGCGGCUCGAAGACACUGCACGAAUGCUUGACGCAUCGUGCACGUUUCGCCUGCCGGCAGCUCCAUCUUCAGUCGUACGUCGAGAGAACUGUAAACUGAAAACAAGUGCUGGUUUAGCACACCUACCAAGCGAGGCUUCUGCUUUCUCCUCGGGUGCUGCCCUCUGGGCUGCUGCAACUCCAGAUGCACCUGCCACAGCCGUAACCGCAGCCGCCGCCUCGUGUCAUCACAAACGCAAAAGCCAUGUGACUCUGUACACCAGCCCCCACGCAGCAACUGCUGCGGCACUCAGCAAGCUUAUCGCGAAUUGUCAAAUGCAAAGGAGUUCGAAAGCACAGGAGCGCUUGCACAUCUCGUGUUCCGCAACUGCGGGUGUGAACGAUCUGAAGCGAGGAGAGAGCUGCUCUAAUGCAAAAGCAAAAGAGGGAGAUGACUCGUGCGUUGUAUAUACAGUCCAGGCAGAUGAGGACACUUUGGCACUGAGCGGCUUGGACGCAGAGUACUGCGCGCGCGUUGAAUCGGCUUCGCGAGGGGGAAAUCGGGCGGCGGGCAGUUUGGCGCAUUUGGAACACAUGUUGCCCCACGGAAGCGCCGUACAAGGCAAUGCAUCUUCUGUGGCGAUGCAUAAGAAGCGCAAAAUCCCUGUCGAUAACAAUGUUGUGUUGACUGACGAUGAGGACUUUGGCAAUGAGCGGUUUCCAGUCAAAGAGGAAACAUCAGGGGCGGCCUGUCACACAGAGGCAGUAGAGGAAGCAAACUACCAGAGGUCGCUGAUGGUGGACAAGCUCAUGCUAGCCCAUCUCAUGCCUUAUCUUCCGCAGUUUAGUCCUCCGUAG